CUGGCCACAUUGCAUCGAGUCAGAGUCCGUUGUCUAUCUACUUUAGUGCAAGCGAGUCGCGUGUCUUUGGAAUGCGUCGUGUUUAUAUAGCAUUUCGCGUGAAAUACGCUUUUUGCAGGGACAUGGAAGGAAAAGAAAAGUAACGCUUUCGUAUUCGCGUCAAGGAUCAUCUAGGAAGAUCGCUACCACGUUUAUUUAUUCGUAUCUCGCACUGUUCGUCAAACAGCGAGGUUGUGUAGUGCAGCAGCAUCGUCAGACGUAACCUCCCUACUGUGGCGUUUUCAUCUCGCCAGUUUGUCGCGAGAGAAAAAAAUAGUGAGAAUUGUUCGGCCGAUUAAUCCCAAAUCUUAGCGUGUCCUUUUUUUUUAUAGUAGCUUUAGUCGAAAAUGAGCGACAAUAAGCAGGUAGGUGAAACUCCCAGUAGUGAGGUUGCUAACCGAUUUCGAAGCUGUAGGGAUCUGAGCGACAUCGUGCCGUUAUAUCCGCCGCGUGCACUUUACCUGAAACCGCUUGCCAAAGUUAAUGUGUCAGUCAGUCUGCCCCAACUGAAGACUCCAGGCAAAACAAUAUCAACAUGGGAGGUUAUGGAGAAGAUACGCACACUCAUACUGCCGGACGAGUUUGCGUCCCUGAAAGUGGCCAAAAGCACCCUGGAAUUUAUCCGACUUGAGGGCGACCUGCGGGACCGGUGCAGGUUGCAAAGAGUGCUGGCCAGAUUGGAUAUGCAGCGUCUGAAUCUGGCUGGCUUUUCCAACGUCCUCAAGGUUCGCGCAGCCGAGACGAAAGAUGACUGCCCGACUAGACACAGCUGGGAUUCUUACUUCAGGGAUGCGAGGCAUAUGAACGAGUUGAAGGCCGGCGAAAGGCCGGACACCAUCCACAUUACCGGUCUGCCGGUUAAAUGGUUCGCCGAGGACGGUGCGAACACACCGAAUGAAUCGCUUGUUACUACGAUUUUUAAGAAGUGGGGCGCAAUAAAGAGAGUUGAUGUGCCUGCAGCGGAUCUCUACAGGUCCAGGAUGCGGCUUGGAAAUAACAUCCACAAGUUCAGCUAUGAAGAUGACAUAUUUUUCGAUGUGUAUGUGCAAUAUGUCGAAUAUAUGGACUUUGUCAGAGCGAUGGACGCUUUGCGCGGUAUGAAGUUAUUAAAAAAGGAUGGCCAGAACUCAUUAACCGCUACAAUAAAGGUCGACUUUGACAAGACCAAGCACAUGAGCGAUAGUUCGGUGUCGCAUCGAGAAUUCGAGAGGAAACGUUUGAUAGCGCAAGAUAAUUUAGCAGCGGAAAAACUUCGGAAAAAGGAGGAAGCGGAAAAAAAGCGGCGGGAGGAACAAAAAAAAAAGGAAGAGGCAGAUUCGGUGGCGAAAGAAACCCGACAACGAAAGCGGGAAGAAAAACGAAAACGAAAGGUUCUUACGAUUUUUCGCAAGCAAGAGGAAGACAAGGUGUCACUGAAAAUUGCCAGAGAAGAGCAGAAGUUAAUAAAAGCUCAACGACAGUUGGAAAGCAUACGAUUGUUAGAUGAAUUGUUUGACAGAAUUAAAACAAAAGUAGAAAAAAAAGAAAUUAAAGUGGACCAAAACACGGAUACGAAGAAAGACGAAAAGAAGAAUGAUCAAGCAAACGAAAAUAGUAAAUUAGAUUCAGAAAAUGAUAAAAAAAAUAAAAAGGAGAAGCAAUUGAAGAAGAAAAAAUUGAAGAAGGAGAAAAAGAAAAAGAAAAAGCGGAAGAAAACACAGAAAAAGCGAAAAAGAAAUGAUAAUUCCGGUUCGGAUAGCACGACUGAGGAAGAAUUGGAUAAAGAUACGAAUAAAAAGAAGCUUAAAAGUGUCUUAAUAAGGAAUGACGGCGCGUCUUCGUCUGCAGGUGCUCUUGUUCCGACAGCUGAUUUUUCUUAUGCUGAUGACUACUCGGACUCGAUAUCAAGGAUAUCUAUGUUACCGCCAAUCGCGCCCGGAUCGUUUCACGCGCUUAGGAUGCCUAUGAGGUAUCCGGGAGUGCAAAUGUUCAGACCAAUGGGAUAUUCAUCGAUGCAUCAUUAUCCCAGGCGCCGGGGAGGAUACAUGCCCAGAUGCGACAUGAACUCAUAUGCACUGAACAAUCCUUAUUUGUACAACGGACAGUAUUACGAGUAUUUCACGCAUCUGGUGAAUCGAGAUUUGGAACGGCGAGACUCAAGGACGGAUCGCAGAUCGACCGGUAGAUCAGCCUCGAGAACGAAAACGAGGACGAAGUCGAGAACCAAGUCCAGGAGCAUCUCCAGAUCGCGUAGCAGGCGACGCAGCGGUUCGCGUUCCAAGAGUCGCGGCAGAAGAUCGAAGUCGAAAUCUAGAUCACGUUCGCGUCACACCAGAUCGCGGUCCAAAAGUCGGUCCAAGUCGCGCAGCCGCCGCAAAUCGGCGAGUAGAUCCGUCUCAAGAAAAAGAUCGAGUUCCAAGCGCAAGAGCAGCACCAGAUCGCGCAGCAGAAGACACAGCGGCUCGCGCAGCAAAUCGAGAUCAAAAUCCAGAUCUCGUCGCUCCAGAUCCAGACGAAAAUCGCGCUCCAAGAGUCGUUCCAAGAGUCGCUCCAGAUCCAGAAGAAAAUCGCGCUCCAAGAGUCGCUCCAAGAGUCGCUCCAAGAGUCGCUCCAAGAGUCGCUCCAAGUCUCGCAGCAGCCGUUACAGAAGGAGGCGCAACGGAAGAUCUACUUCCGUUAAAGUCACGCGUGCAAGAUCGCGAACGACGUCGCCCAAGCGGAGGUCGCCCAGCAGAUCCUGGUCUAUGCCAAAGUCUCCAGGUCAAAGAAGUUGCUCUUGGUCGGGAGAUGCGACUAACACUAAUGAGAACGUGAAUAAUACUAUCGGACAAGAAGCGAAAACAGCGGAACUUUAGAAGGAAGCGAAUUGAGAUGUCUAUGAUUUUAAAAUUUUUUAAAUUAAAAUAAAAAUUUUUUAAUUUAAGUUAAAAUUUUCUAAAAAGAAAAAAGUUUUUAAGUUCUGCUAAGUUAAAGAUUUGAAUUAAAGUGAGUUCAGUAAAUCGAAGCGAAAACUGAUCUGUGGAUAUUCAAUAGAGAUUGAUAUAUUUAAAACAGUGCAAAUUUCGGAAAGUAUUUCAUAUUAAUCUAGCUUUCUAUUUGUACAUAACUUGUAAAUAAUGACAUUAUUAUGCAGCUUUUGUGGAUUUUUAUUUUAGUUUAAAUUAAACUUUGAAGAUGAGUUUUUGUUCUAUGUAUUUCUUUGUAUGACAUUUAUUUGAAUAUUCAGGUAUAAAUUUUACCGGUGAUUUAGACGAUUUUUUUAAUAUGAAAAUAUUUUGUAUUGUAAAAUAAAUAUAAGCUUAUUAGUUAAGUAUUACGGACAUAUAAAAAUAUGUAAAAAAAAUACUUUGUGAAAGUUAGUAGCCAGGAAAAGUAAUCCAAAUUAUUUAUUUUCUUAAAUUGCAGAAUUUUUUUGAAAAUACUACUUUGUACUAAGCGAAGAAAAAGAAAGGCUAUGUUAACAUACAGUGGUGCAAAUAAAAAAUAACUCAUAUAGAUUAGAAUAUUUUCAACUAGCUAAUUAUAUUUCAUAUUCUUAUUGAGAUUACAAUGAAAUCAAUCUGAGAAAAGUGAAAUAAAAUAAAACAUGUUUGUAAAGAAAACUUAUUCAGUUCAAUAUAUUCGACUUUGUCUUUUUUCGACUUUA
Molecule: messenger RNA, 3664 nt
Organism: Linepithema humile (Argentine ant)
Lineage: Eukaryota; Metazoa; Arthropoda; Insecta; Hymenoptera; Formicidae
Gene: Xe7
Product: A-kinase anchor protein 17A
Source: RefSeq, a predicted model, not a curated record